ACAGACUGUUUUGCUGCAGUGAGCGGCAGCCCUGGAUUGAGAGACAUCGCUGAGGAAUAUACAUCUCGCACCAAAGAGGAAAUAAAAGUCCCGAAAAGCGGAUCGGAGAUUCUACUGCGCUGUUUUUUUUCCGAGGGGACGUUACUGGGAGUCUCACUGGAAUCAGCUCUCCGGAGGCGAAAUAUCACGGCCACUGUCCGGAGCUCCUCCGCCUUCCUGAGGAUUCAGACCUGCGCGCCCAACCAUGGCCUUCCCAUCAGCCCCCUCAGCAUUAUGGAUCGUCGGCUUAUUGACAGUUCUGCUCGGAGCGGCGGUUCACAGCAACGUUGUCUACUACGACGACCCCCUGCAGCCCACCACCAAAGACGAGACGGUGGCGGUGGGCGGCACGGUGACGCUGACCUGCCAGGUGGCGGAGACCGACAACUCCUCGCUGCAGUGGUCUAACACGGCGCAGCAGACUCUGUAUUUCGGGGAGAAGCGAGCUCUGAGAGACAACCGGAUCCAGCUGCACCGCUCCACUCCCACCGAGCUCUCCAUCACCAUCGCCGAGGUGCAGCUCUCCGACGAGGGCGAGUACACCUGCUCCAUCUUCACCAUGCCUGUGCGCAUGGCCCGCGCCACCGUCACUGUUCUGGGAGUUCCCAGCAAACCUCAGAUCUCCGGCUUUGAGGACCCGGUGCGGGAGGGUGAGACAGUCACCCUGACCUGCACCAGCACUGGCAGCAAACCCCCUGCUAGCCUGCGCUGGUACCGCGGAGACGUGGAGCUGGAAGGAGGUCCGGAUGUGGUGGAGUCGGUCCCCGACAGCCCCACCUACAACGUGAGCAGCGAACUGACCCUGAAAUUGAGCCGCGACGACAACGACGCUCUCAUCACCUGCGCCGUCAACCACGACUCGCUGAAACCCCAGGACAAGAGGACCGACCAGGCCCUGCGUGUGCUGUAUUCUCCAAACGCUGAGAUCAAACCGGAGAGCGACCUGCCCAGAGAGGGAGAGAAGUUCUACCUGCGCUGCUCAGGAAACAGCAACCCAGAACCCUCCACCUAUAUCUGGCAGAAGAAGGAUGGAGAGCUCCCCCCUCUGGCCAAAAUCGAUGACGCCUACUUGCGCUUCGAGAUGCUCAACAAAUCGGACAACGGCGUUUACUUGUGUCAUGCCGACAACGGUAUCGGCGACAGCAUGGCGGAGUACACACUGCUGGUUCAAGAUCCUGCUGACCCAGACUCACUCCUCGCGUCCCCCCCGACCUCUACCUCCACCCCCACUCCUGACGUCUCUGACUCGUCCCCUUCCCCGGCCUCCUCCUCGGACGCUCCCGCCACCACCACGCUCUCCAACGAGCUCUUCCCCGACUUGUCAUUUGCACCUGACUCCUCCGCCACCUCUUCCCCGACUCCCCCACCCUUGACUGCAAGCGUUGGCACCGCCCACCCUGCCUCGUCUUUUGCUCCCUCAAUUGCCGCCACCUCAUUUGCGCCCUCACGCCCCGCCUCCACUCUGACUCCCUCAGUAACCGUCGGGCUGAACGGAGUUCACACUGUCACAGACGCUGCAGACAACAAUGCAGAUCCCACGGCGAUGUCGACAGGUUCCGGGGUGGACCACGCCGUGAUCGGAGGCGUGGUGGCCGUGAUCGUCUUCAUCCUGCUCUGCCUCCUCAUCGUCCUGGGCAGAUAUCUCAUCAGACACAAAGGAACAUACCUGACCCACGAGGCAAAGGGCUCGGACGACGCCCCUGACGCAGACACAGCCAUCAUCAACGCAGAGGGAGGCCAGUCCGGCUCAGAGGACAAGAAGGAGUACUUCAUCUAGACAGGACAAGACGUGGAGGAAGAUGACGAGGAGGAGGAGGAGGAGGAGUGGAAGUAAAAGGGGGGGUGUGCGGAUUAAAAAACUUCCAUUUGUUUUCACGGCACUUCAGUUCUUCACCGGGAGGGAUCGGGAGGGGAAGAACUGCGAUUCAAAGUCGACGUCCUGCUCUGGCAUUGGUACGGGGAAGUGAGAUUUUGCACUGACGUAUGGACGAACUGAACCACACACACCACACCCGGCGGGGCGGUAAAUAAAAGUCCUCCCACGCCGACUUUCGGAUUAACAAGCCUCCUACUAACCUUUUGGUUUCUGAAUGACACACUAACACACUUUAAAAACUAUCGGCGCCUUGGCAAAAUUGUAACUCACAUUCCAACAUCCUCCGCUGAUAUUUCAUGUCAUCUUUUUCCCAGAAUCCCUCUGAUAUUGACACGACAUCUAACCCGGCGACAUCCAACGCUCGUUCCACAAGCUCACCCUGAAAUAGCCACCUACUGAGGGUCUCCACUAUACAUAUAUAAAUAUCUAUAAAUAUAUAUAUAGAAUUAUAUAGCAUUCUUUUUACUUGCCAGAAGUGUUUGGUGUGCUGUAAAUACACUGUCGACAUCUCCCUCCUCUCUCUAUCUCACACAGUCCAUCAGUCGCUGCGACACGGUGACUUAUAUAGUCGUUCAAAAUAGCCUGCCUGUUUUUCUUACGUGUGGAUAUGCAGCGUUUCAAUAUUAAAUAUCUGGGACAAAAAAAUACUAAUAAUUGUAACAUCAACGGCGAUGAAACUUAACUAACUGCAAAUAUUUGUACGAGAAAAUUUGUUUAUUUUGGUUCCAAGGAUUUAUGAGCGAUUUGUUGUCAUCUGUGUACGAGGUGACGUCCGCACGGCUACGGUUUUGUCAGUACUCAAGACUGUAUUGGGUUUGUUUUUUGGCCACAGAGCGUCCCGAAGCCACCGACAAGAAGCCACCGGGCGGCGACCGCUUGUCCCUUUUAAAAAGACUUCCUGUGUAUGCCAUACACAAUACUCCAAAGGUAGCCGACUAGAGACGUCCCUGGGCGGCUUUCCCAUGCAGUGGCCCAGAUUGGAGCCAAGGCCUUGAACGAUGGCCUCAAGAAUACUGAUCGACUCUACACCUCACUUCCCUCCAGACCCCCCAAAUUAUCGCCAUCGGUGGCUCAACAGGCUGCAACUGUGGCUACAAGCAGGUCCUACCGUGUUUCCCCUCCGAAGCUAGGCAGCCUCCCGUUGCUUUGCCUGUGACCCGUCACUCGCCAUCCUGCCUCAUACCCACUGUAGUUUCUGAAUAUCCAGGUCUUCCACUACCAUCCAAGUCGGAAGCUAAUGCAAAAACAACACCAAACUACCUAAAAUAUCGCUAUCAGUGGCGGUUCAUCUCAUGUCAGGUACGAAUACUCGCCCUGCUCUAGGAGCCUAUACACCCAUUUGUGGUCAACAUAAUCGAAAAAAAUGCGCACGCAUUUCGGCAACAGCAAUGCCUUUUAAAACUAACCACAAUUUCAUUGCUAAAUAUAUCUGGCUGUUGCAUGGUUGGUUCCAGAACCGGUGUUCUGGUAACCAUAAUGUUCCAAUUCCAACUGUACGUUAUACAGGGCUUACUUUUUGUCAUCACAUUUUUUUGUAGCUAGCAACCUCACGUAGCUUGACAAACGGUACUCUGCCAUACCAUACUGUUGCCAAAAGUGCGCGCAGCCAUCACCACUGUUUACGAACCUGUAACGGCCGAUUGGUAAUCGCAAUACUUUCUUCGACCAUGUCCCCUUCACAUUGCCACCAUGCUAGCCUUUUUUGGCGCCCAGACAGUUGACAAAUCGGCUUUACUCUCUUACGCCUCCACCUCUUGAAUGAAUCACUACUUCCUGCCACUGGGCUCACUCCAUCCCGACUCAUAGUCAAACACAAAUCCCGAAAUCCUGCUCCCAAAAAAGACAUCUAAACUACCAUAGUCAUCGGUGGUGGUUCUAGCUAGCAUGGUCGCCAAUCCUGGCCAAGGAUUCUCUGCCAUCUUUCUCCUCACUGAUCCUUCUGAUGCAAAGUUCAAGGACGACACAAAGGCGUAGUGGUGUGGACGUCAUCCGUGUGUUACCGUCUAUGUUUACAGUCUUGAGGAGCGCGUCUGUUUAGUUUUCUAAAAAUUUGCGUUGAAAUUUGUGAUAAUGUUCACGUGUGCGUUUUUGACACAGACACCGCUUAGUUCCCUUUUCUGGCAGAAAAACUGUAGCAAACCCGGCGGCGUUCGUGGGGUUCUUUGAUUUACCUUCACUGGUCAUCUUUGUUCCAGGUCUCUUUCGCUCCUGUCGGAACUCUUGCUGUGUGUGUUAUCUCUCGCCAGCUUCCCAUUGACGACAGUGUUUUUAUUGAGGUCCAGGGUUGGCACUGUCGCGCUCCAGUGGAAUUGAUUGUAAUCUCACUAAGAGGCAGAACCGGAGCCAAGGUUUUGGUUCUGAGCCCGGGCUCCUCUAACUCUGAAGAAAGUCAUUUAAGAUCUUAAAUGUUACCCUUUUUUUUUUUUCGUCUCCUUUCAUCCGUUUCUUUUCACUCUUUAAUCAAUCAUCCUGUCUGCGUCCCGAUCCACCUUCACCCCGUCCUCGUCUCUCCUUCCCUCCAUCGCUGAUUGAUGGCCGACUCGCUCUCUUUUCAUUCAGUAGACGUACAAUAGAAAUAGUCUCGGUAGGUUUUAUCUUGUGCUGACGGCUCUCUCAGUUUAUAUAUAUUUUUGGAAUCCAUUCGCUGUCGCCCCCAACUGGCACCGUUUGUUUUUGUUUUUUUUUCCUGCAGGGAAUCAGGGACUGCGCUUUAACCCCUGCCACUGUUGAUGACUUGCAAACUAGCUAGUGGCUAACACACUCUGGCUGGUGUGUGUGUAUAAGCUAAAGCAGCGUUACAUUUGUUUUCAGUCACAGAGCUGCUGGUUACAUUUUGGGGUGGAAUGUCGGGGCAAACUGGGCCAAUUGGCAACUGGAUUAAUUUGGCUAGCUCUCCAUUGUGCCCUUAACCAGAACCCCACCCUUUUUCCCCUUAAAAAGAAGCCCCCUAAUGGGUCUGAACUGUAGUCUGGCUUUGCCCUGACAAGUCAGACUCGGCCAACUCACCUCUAGUGUUGAGGCAAUGCCUUGCUUCCUGGUGUUUGUUUGGCUAAUGGUACCUUCCCUGUCUGCCUUGCGCAGAGUCGCCCCAUACUCGACUGAAACACCAGUUCCCCUCCCUGUUUCGGAUGAUUCCUGACCCACCCGGGACACGAAUACUCACUUUAAUUUGGAGCAAGCUACGCCAUGAAACUGGGCUUCGCAGGGACCUGUCGCGCCUCAAAAUGUAACCUUCAAGCGAUUCUGUAAAUAAUUCAGGACCUUGCUUAGACCCAUGUUGGCCUCACCUUCCCCUCCCUCAGUCUGCAGACCAGAGGACGGCUCCCUCUCACCGACCCGUGUUUUACGCCGACAAGUCUCACCUGCCUAAUACUCGGAAAGUGUAGUGUCUUUACAGAAAACUAAUGGACCUGUAUUUGCCUGUAAUGAAUCGUCCUGUCCUCAUCGUCUUAGUUUAUGUGCUAGCAUGUAGCUUGCAUGACUAACGGUUGGUAAUGUAGAUAGCAGCGGAGACGACAAGUGCUUCUCUGGUGGGACACUGAGCGGCGACUGUUCUCUGAUCUGCAAACAUCUGUUGUGCCCCCAUAGGAUCCGAUUAAGUGAGUCUGCUGAGUCCCGUUGAAGUCUCAGGCGAAAGAACCCCUGGCUUAGGAAGACCCUUGCGACGGUUGCCAAGCCCCCACCAGACCCCAAACCCCAGUACUUCCCUGGCAUUUGCUGCUUGGAUCUUGGCUUGGUCUCGCGAUGUAGCGUCCAAAAUCCCAAGGUUGUUCUUCACUUCACUAAAUCCCGCGGGCAUCUAUCAUGCCUGUUUUUUUUGCGCCUCGCUGGCACAUCCCAACCUCUUCAUUACCUUUCCUGGGCCCUCGGACGACCCCAGCCCUGUAGCCCUGCCAACUGGCCGAGGCAAGUCACUGCUUGCGGCAGCAAUUCUCUCCCAUCCAGCAGGACACUCAGCACUUCUGUCUCACCAGGGACUCUUUCUUCCGGGCUUCAGCUGCGUCAUUAUUAGGUUCCUCUGUCUCUGACUGAGAGCUGCCAUGAGGUGGCAGCAUUUCUCAGUCAACGCUUGAACCCCAGCCCCUCCACUCUCCCACCUCUAUUCUGUGCUGCACUCUUCAUCCUGUUUUCCUUUGUGUAGAUUUGAGUUUUGUUUUCACGGCUGUGCAAACGUUCAACUCUUAUUUUGUAAUUAGAAACUCCGAAACUUGAAGGUAGACUUUGUUUUUUUUUUUUUCUUUUUUAAGUAAAAUGUUCUUGUAAAUAGUGUUGCCUUUGCUGGAUUCUCUUACAACUUCUGUGGACACACACCGCGACACAAGUACAUAUACAUUCAUAAUCCGUAUGUGUGUCCGAGCGUGUGACCCCAAAAAACCCGACACUCUGUGUGAAACGUUCAUGAUUUUUUUGAGAACUUUUUUCAACAAGAGUCCAUAUCACGACGAUGCUGUCAUGUAUGUUGAUUUGUGCGAUGGCGGACGAUGAUGAUGAUGUCAUGAGGGUGCGACCUGACCGCAUGCUGUGGAAGGUUCACCCCUGUCGGGUGUUUAAACAGUAUUUUGUUUCUUCUCUUUAUUUUGUUUUGUUAAAAUACCAGUUGAGUUGUUGACUUCAAUAAACAUGCAUUUGGGUUCA
This is a messenger RNA of Synchiropus splendidus (mandarinfish), 6550 nucleotides long. It is a transcript of the gene cadm3, whose product is annotated as cell adhesion molecule 3. NCBI's taxonomy places the organism in Eukaryota, Metazoa, Chordata, Actinopteri, Syngnathiformes, Callionymidae. The record is from RefSeq and is a predicted model, not a curated record. Gene Ontology annotation, biological process: homophilic cell-cell adhesion. The transcript has 12 exons. Gene Ontology annotation, cellular component: presynaptic membrane. Bases 245 to 1816 code for a protein of 523 amino acids.